UGUAAAAAAGUGCAAUAUUAUUUGUAAAUGUUAGUCAGAGUUAAGAGCAAACCUAAGAAGUCAAUAAGGCAGGUACUCAAGGGAGUGAAGGAAAAGAGAACAUCCAAAUCUUGUAGGAGAGGAGGGAAGGAUGGAAAGAGGAGUGAUAGAAAUGCAAAAAUCUGUCUGAAGUCGCCUUUUGUUGGGAAUAAAGGCAGAUUUUCUUUGAAAAAAUUAACUUUAAAGACUCUUCUAAAGAAUAAGAUCCUUUCUGUGCCUAAUCCUAUCUUUGAAGUAAAUCUAAAUCCUAAGCCAAUCUUCGAGAUAAUCAAAGUUACUAAAUAUUCAAAAUUAAAUGGAAAAAUGAACAAUGUUGAGAAUAGAGAGGAGCAAAAGUGCCAUGAUCUUUCUUCUUCAAAAUCUUCAUUGCAUUCUGAACCAACUUCAGACUAUGAAAUCCAGUCAGAUACUUCUGAAGCUUCCCAGAUGGAGUCACUUCUGACUGAGAUUAUGAAUGAUCAAUCGUGCAAGAUAUGUAGCUCUCAUUCUUCACCACAGAAAACGCCUAAAAUCACUCCAAAAGUUCUCAAAGAUGAUGCCUCUACUUCCAAGCCAAAAAUAAAGAAGAGAAUCAGGAAAGAAAUGAGUAAAGAUAGUGAUAAAGACCAGAGUGAAAUUUUGAUUGAAUAA
Molecule: messenger RNA, 669 nt
Organism: Moneuplotes crassus
Lineage: Eukaryota; Ciliophora; Spirotrichea; Euplotida; Euplotidae
Source: the annotation of a GenBank genome assembly